AUAGGAAGGAUAAACAAAAUCAAAUCAAACACACAAUGGGAAAGAUGUAAAAACUAAUUUUAACAUAAUCAGUUAUAUAAAUUUCAUUGAAGAUACAUAUACUAUAAUCAAAAACCAUUUACUUUCUAAAAAAAAUUUUGCAUGAGUGAAAUAUGAUGGAAUCUCGGCGGCGUUUUGAUUUUGACGAUGCGCCUAUAGAACAAAAAAAUUUGCCAUCAAAUCCGAGUGAAAAUGUUGAAAAUAUUUUAAAGUGUGAAACACAACGUGAACGUAUUAGACGACUAUUUAAAUCAAAUUUAUUUCUUGGUUUCGCUACAAUUAUAUUAUUUUGUCUAUUUAUUAUUAUUACUACUCUUUGCAUUGCUUUAUUGGUUCGAUAUGAAAUCGAAAAUGAGUCGGUAAAAACCGUGCCACUUUGGAGAGCUGAUUUGCCAGACGAACAAAAAUUUUGGUUUGACAAAGGUAUUGAAGAAUUGAAAACAGCUCUUAAUGUUAAAUUAAAUAUGAAAAGGGCAAAAAAUGUAAUAAUAUUUGUUGGAGAUGGUAUGGGUCCUAAUACUGUAACAGCCUCAAGGAUUUAUGGUUUUAAGGAGAACGGCUUACUAACAUGGGAAAAAUUUCCACAUAUGGGAAUGCUUAAGACAUAUUGCGCAGAUAAGCAAGUACCAGAUUCGUUUUCAACAGCAACAGCACUAUUUGGUGGAGUAAAAACUAAUUACGAAACUGGUGGUGUAGACUCAACUGUUAAAUUAAGUAACUGCACAGCUUCACUAGACCCGAAUCAUCAUGUAGAUAGUAUUAUAAAAUGGGCUCAGGAAGAUGGAAUUAAAACUGGCAUUGUUACAACAACACGAUUAACGCACGCCACUCCCGCAUCAUUAUACGCUAAUGUUCCGGAUCGAAGAUGGGAGUGUGAAGCAACAAUGCCGGAACAUUCAAAACAAGAUGGUUGUAAAGACAUUGCAAGAAUAUUAAUUGAAAGUGAAGUCGCUGAAAAUAUAAAUGUGUUAAUGGGUGGAGGAAGGCAGUGCCUCGUGUCAGGGACAAAAGGUUCUAAAGCAGAUCCAAUUGAUUCUUGGGCAUGUCAAUCCAAAGACGGAAGGGAUUUAAUUAAAGAAUGGAAAAAGAAAAAAGAAGAUGCUGGCCACAUUUUCGCAGUGUUAAGUAACAAUAGUGAUUUAAAUUCUUUCGAUACUUUUAAUACAGACUUUGUUUUAGGUGUAUUCGCUAAUGGUCAUUUGAAAUAUGACCAUGAAAGGGACACUGGCCCCGCUGGUAUGCCAUCACUGGCAAAUAUGACAUUGAAAGCGAUUGAGGUUUUAAAAAGUAAAGAAAAAGGAUUUCUGCUGAUAGUAGAAGGUGGAAUGAUAGAUCAAGCUCAUCAUAGGGGUAUUGCUCGAAAGGCUCUUUCAGAAACUUUAGCAUUAAAUGAUGCUGUUAACGCUAGCCUCAAUGCAAUGAAAGAUGAGUUAGAUGAAACCUUAUUUAUAGUAACAGCCGAUCAUUCACACACUUUAACGAUAAAUGGUUACCCAAAACAUGGCAGCAACAUUUUAGGCAUAGGAUUUAAAUCAAAAGUUGAUGGAAUUCCGUACACCACAUUGACGUAUGGUACAAGUUAUUCUGGCUAUCAAGUAGAAAUUGAUAAUGAAAAUGGCAGGCCAAAAAGGAAGGACCCCAGUCGUGAAGACACUACAACAUUUGAUUAUAUCCAACAAUCAGCAAUUUUAACUGACGAAAAUACACAUGGGGGUUCGGAUGUUACAAUUCAUGCUUUGGGUCCAAUGGCUCAUUUAUUUCAUCGAAUUCAUGAGAAUACCUACGUAGCACAUGUUGUAAGUUACGCUUUAAGAAUAGGAAGGUUCAGAGAUAGUUCUAUAGUAGAAUCCUUAGCCAAUUUGUUUUAACAUUUAAAUGUGUUAUGCACAAACAUAUUUUAUGAUUUGUAGAUUUUAUAUAAAGAAUCUUUUGCAAAUUAUAACAAAACUAUGUACAUUGUUUAAAAAUAUUUAUAGUAUUUUAAAAAUAAAAAUUAAUAAGAUUUUAUGAUCAA
Molecule: messenger RNA, 2053 nt
Organism: Condylostylus longicornis
Lineage: Eukaryota; Metazoa; Arthropoda; Insecta; Diptera; Dolichopodidae
Gene: Alp12
Product: alkaline phosphatase
Exons: 6
Coding region: 153-1907 (584 amino acids)
Biological process (GO): dephosphorylation
Molecular function (GO): alkaline phosphatase activity
Source: RefSeq, a predicted model, not a curated record